Necator americanus (New World hookworm) is the source of this 2856-nucleotide messenger RNA. RefSeq lists its product as uncharacterized. NCBI's taxonomy places the organism in Eukaryota, Metazoa, Nematoda, Chromadorea, Rhabditida, Ancylostomatidae. Bases 1 to 2856 code for a protein of 951 amino acids. The transcript is spliced from 25 exons. The record is from RefSeq and is a predicted model, not a curated record.
AUGGGUGGUGCCAGCGAGGGUCCCACUACGCUCCCAGCCGCUACUCUCCACCGAAGCGCCUCGAGGAAAGCCGCAAUUGCGAAAACGCUUACGCAGCUGCACCGUGCUUCAUGCCGAGAUUUAAUACAAAACAAGAAAACACAUUCUCAACAAGGUUCACGAACAUCCAAACCGCGAAAUGAACAAACUCCCGCCGUGCUCAAACACAAGGCCGAUUGUUCCGCGGGUGGGCGGAGUGUCGGAUCGACUGCAAUUGUGGACGAGAUUGGAGGAUGGAUGAAGGGAAAAUAUCAUGCUAUCUCGGAUGCUGGAAAGAGAUAUCCCAGUGCUGUACACUACACACAUUCUAUGAUUUUGAGUCAACUUGGUGUUGACGAAAAUGUGAUUCUGGAAUUGUUAUGCACAUCUGCUUGCGAUGUCCCCUUGAAGGCCCGCCAGCUUCUUCUGGAGAAUAUGCCAGCUGGACAUGACAUGAAUUCCCUAGCAUCUUAUUUACAAAGUAGCAAGCAGGCUUAUUCUAUGCAAGGAUUAAGAUUGCGAGUUGAACAGGACAAACUGUUCGAGAGGGCGCUAAUGAACACCAAAGAUGCACUACUCAUAGUAUGCGAUCCUCGAGACAAGGAACUGGGAAUAGGAAUGGAUGAAAAUCAGUUUCUGGACUGGAUGGCGCGCGAGAAAGCGGACUCACAGAUGGUAGAGUUCUGGAUGAAGAAUGAGGCCGCAAAACCUCCUGCUCUUGGAGGCAAUCAAAUGGGCUUUUUUCUGAUGUGGUUACGGUUUGAAGUUCGUGAAAAGCGGAAAGCUGCGAUGUUAAAUAGACAACCGUUAGAAAUUGAAGGGUUGUCUACUGAUAAUGAUGACAACCCUAUAAAAAUUAAAGUUAAUGAUCAGAUCAUUUCGCUUCAGGGCAUCUUUCGUCCUCUUAGUAAUUAUUACCCUUUGCCUUUUGAAAUGAAAGGUGAACGGUAUCGGUCAGUGGAACAUUAUGCAUAUGAAAAGUUGUUCAUCGCUCUUAAACUGGAUGACAAGUGUAUUGAAAAAAUCCAAACCACUGUUCUACCUGCAGAUGUUGCUAUUAUGGCUAGAAGAUACUUCAAGAAGCAAGAGAUUUCUGAGGCGACUAUUGAAGCUAAAAUGGCCAAAAUGGAUCGUUGGCGACAAUCUGCAAUGAAGCACAAAAUCGCUCAGAAUGAAUAUCUUCAGCAGCUUUUGCUGAGCACCGGAGAUGCCCUUCUUAUAGAUUGUUGUGAAGGUGAUCCAAUGUGGACGUGUGCCUCAUCCGAAAGAGAAAUGCAACGAUUGCUUACAAAACCGUAUGUAGGUCCAGCAGAUCUUAUCAAAUGGAUGAGAAAUAAGGAUGAGAAAACACCGAAGACUCUUUCUCAUCUCGUUGGAAACAAAACCGGUUUGCUCCUUAUGGAAUUACGAGUGAAAUUGGCGUCUCAAACAGAGAGCCGCAUUCCACUUAUAUCUCACUUCAACACUGCCAGUUUAUCUUCGAUUGUCAGUGCAAAUGUGAUCUGUUUCACGGCAGAGUCUGUAUUCCAUCCACUUUACCCAGCUGAAAUUCGUGUGGUAGACGGACAACCUCUUUUUGCAUCGCCUGCUCAUUUUGUUGCAAGUCAGGCUGUUAAAUAUCUCGGUUUUAACACUGAGGAUGCCGAGUAUGUCAUGGAAACAGAGUCUUCUCUUGAGUGCUGGGAACGACUACACGAAACUAUAGAAGCCAAAGGUCGUGGGCUUGAAAGGGAACAAAGCUGGUGGAUGGAGAGGAGACAGAAGGCUAUCAAAGAUGCGCUAGCUCUUCUGUUUGAACAGCAUCCACCGCUUCUACGAGCACUCCUGGACACAGGAGAUUCCAUGCUGGUUUAUUGCGCAAGAUUUUGCUCUAUGGAAACUGAGUUAUCUAUUGGAAUGCGUGAAUCUGAUCUUCGAGCGUGGUUGUAUACCGUUGAUAUUUCAAGCAAGCAGUUGCUUGAAUUAUGCACACGACCAAUGGCUUUUCGUCCUUCUUAUCUUGGCGGAAAUCGUCUCGGUUUGAUUUUGAUGGAAUUACGACGAGAGUUCGUGCUUCGAGGAGCAUUCCCGCACACACUUCCUGAGCUUCCAAUUAGCGUUGAUGUAAUCCUUGGAACGGACUCACCAACUGAGAGUAUGAUGGUCAGCGAACCAUUUGACAUCUUAUGUCCUGAUAAUUACACCGCGUUGUGGAUUAAUCCUCUCUUCAUACUGGCUAAAGAAAAGAAGGACGCAGAUAUGAUGAACAUUGCUUCAUGGGUCAAAAUACCGCCACGUCUAAUCACGGUAGAUGACCCGCGAAUCAACGCUAUGGUAGAAGAAUUGUUGAGAUCUAAUGGAAGGGCAAAUGCUAGCCUGCGUUCACUCCCAUCUGAGGACAUGCGAGCUAUAUUUAUGAAGCUGAGUGGUCUGCUACGCCUGACGCUCAAUGAAGUGGAUACUUACUACAAUGACAUGCAAACACUAUCGGUGGAGGUUAAUCGUAUGCAAGUAAUACGCAGAGGACUUGAAGAUACGCAUGAGCGUGAGAGACGACCAGAAAGAGCGGCUGCAGGCAUGUCUGUUGGACCAAUGUCCUCGUCGAACCAACGUCGUGAGCGCGACUACAAGAUUCCUACACGACGACGUAGUCCAUUUGGAGAUGAUCGGCGGAGAAGAGAAAGAGAGAUUGAACGACGUGGCCGCUCUCCACCGCAUCGUAACAAUGAUGCACGUAGCCCGCCUAGGCGAAAACCUACCACUCCACCCGCCCCACCACAGCCAAAACCGCCUAAACAACCUAAGCCCUUGGACCGGGAGCUUUCCGAUGGAGAAAUUGUCUCCUCGGAUGAGGAUUAA